UAGUAAUUCUCAAUUGGCUGACUGCUCAUACGAACUUUCCUGUGAAUUACCAAGAUGCUAUAAAAGAUUUUAAAAAUAGCGUUACAGACUCAUAUAAUCAACUUGAGAAGAAGCAUAUAUUUAGACGAUUACAGCGCGAUGAACCGAUAAUCAAGGAAAGUUGGUCUAGUAUUCUAUAUAAUAUCAAGGGGUAUAAAGAGAUUUUAGAAAUAGAACAAAGAAUUAAAAAUAACCGAGAAAACCCCUGGCAAAAGAUGGUCAAGCAUAUUGUCAUGGUUGAAUUCAAAUCCGAUCAAAAAUAUUUGAUUGACUUUAAGAAACGAGUUUUACAAAAUCUCGAACGGUUUGAGAUAGAUGAUAUGAAAUCGGACCAUCUCAACGAACAAUACUAUUUGAUAGUUGAUGAUCCAAUCUCUUGUCCUUCUCCUGGUUCUCUCUCUGAUCAUGUUGUAGAUUGGCUUAAUAAUAAUGUCAAUAAUGCAGAAUACUCUCUAUUUGAAUGUGAUGAAGAAGAAUCUUGGCUUAAGGAAUUUAUAGAUGCUUUCAAAUAUAUACAAAAGAAAGUUGUGGGUAUUAGUAUUGAAAACAUGACAAAAACUGAAUGGUAUAUAGAUGUAUUAAAUCCGCUAUUAAAGGCUUUGGUUUCAGGCCUAAAAUAUAUGAAAUUUAAAAUAGAUGAAUCUUAUACGGAGUCAAGUCAACAAGCAAGCAAAGGGUCAAAGCCAUCAUCUAAUUCUUCAUCGGGCUCAAGCCGCAAUAGUAGACGCUCAUUGACCUCGGUAGCUAAUAAUAACGAAAAUACUUUAAAUAUAGCGCCUUCUAUUUAUGAGGAAUUAACAUUUGUUAAUUUGAGUGCAGAAAAUUUUAAUUUUGAUAAUAAUUAUUUCAGUAGAAGUAAUGGAAUACGUCCUGAUG
Racocetra persica is the source of this 915-nucleotide messenger RNA. NCBI's taxonomy places the organism in Eukaryota, Fungi, Glomeromycota, Glomeromycetes, Diversisporales, Gigasporaceae. The record is from the annotation of a GenBank genome assembly.